AUGUGGCCAGUUGUUAUGUUAUUAUUUGGUGGAGGAAUAUUAUUUGCAAAGAAAGGAAUUAAAUAUGUCAAAAAUCAAAAAAUAAUUUUACAUAAUAAAAAAUUUUUUUUUCCUUCAAGUUUUAACGCUAAUUUAAAUAUUUUUUUAAAAAAUGAUUUAAAAGGAUUUGAAAGAAAUAUGUCAAAAUCAGAAGCUUACAAAAUUUUAAAUAUAAACCCAACAACAAAUAAAGAAAAAAUAAGAGAAGUUCAUAAACAGUUAAUGUUAAAAAAUCACCCAGAUAAUGGAGGAUCAACAUAUAUAGCAGCAAAAGUUAAUGAAGCUAAAGAUGUUUUACUAAAAUAG
Molecule: messenger RNA, 345 nt
Organism: Plasmodium gallinaceum
Lineage: Eukaryota; Apicomplexa; Aconoidasida; Haemosporida; Plasmodiidae
Product: mitochondrial import inner membrane translocase, putative
Exons: 2
Coding region: 1-345 (114 amino acids)
Biological process (GO): protein import into mitochondrial matrix
Cellular component (GO): PAM complex, Tim23 associated import motor
Molecular function (GO): ATPase activator activity
Source: RefSeq, a predicted model, not a curated record